AUGCAAUUGUCCACCAUCGUCAAGGCCUUCGUCCUUAUAAUUUAUGGCGUUGCCACGACGGUCGCCUGCCUCGACCCCCCGACUACCGACGGUGAACCCGCCUACGACUGCAAGCACAACGACAAUUUCGACUCCAAAUUCGCCAACAAAGCCAAGGUCAGCGGUUCAAGCCACAUGCAUACGUAUGGCAACCCAAGCGGUGACCUUUACAUCGCGCCGUCAAAGCCACAGCUUGAACAACCCCCGUGCUUCAGAGCAUGCCCCACGCCUGGCCGCUGUCAAGGGUGCAGGGCAUACGACGCUCAAGUCAUGGCCGCUAGGGCGGCAAUCAACCGCCAAAUCCGCGACGAUGAAGAUGAACAGCCCACAAAAAGGCUACGGUGGAAGUUUUGGCACAAACGCCCUGCCGAUCGGCCCGAUCCAGACGAACAUGUUACCGUUUCGCACGGGGAUGGUAGCUGCAUCGAAGCCAUGAACCUGAAAUGA
Molecule: messenger RNA, 486 nt
Organism: Pyricularia grisea
Lineage: Eukaryota; Fungi; Ascomycota; Sordariomycetes; Magnaporthales; Pyriculariaceae
Exons: 1
Coding region: 1-486 (161 amino acids)
Source: RefSeq, a predicted model, not a curated record